Molecule: messenger RNA, 4545 nt
Organism: Anopheles darlingi
Lineage: Eukaryota; Metazoa; Arthropoda; Insecta; Diptera; Culicidae
Exons: 3
Coding region: 411-3731 (1106 amino acids)
Molecular function (GO): ubiquitin binding
Source: RefSeq, a predicted model, not a curated record
AGUCGCGCCUUUCUGAUCCCGCUCGUGUUUCGCGAUAUCUCCCAAGAGACAACGAUGGAUUUGAAGCGAAUAUUAAACUCCUCGUCGUGGCGCCAGUGCAAUCGACUAUCGAAACGAUCCACCAGGCCACGUAGCCUAUGAGUAUGACCCGCUUUCCGGGCGUCAAAGUUGUGCCUAUUUCCGUCCUGCUCCCGUGAGAUAAGCCGCGUUCGAGAAGUGUGACGACCCGCAGUCCCUGUCUGCCCCUUCCCGCGCUCAUAAACAUUUGAUCACAACAGACGAACGACCUUGUCUGAGACGCAUUUUAAACUCAUCAUUCGUUGACCUCGCCAAUCGUUUCGUGCGUAAUUUUGACCGAUCGCUGCAGCCUUACGAAAUCCCGGGUGAUUCAUAAACGAGAAAGUUACAAAAUGUGUCCAGACGAGGUGCUCGCGCAGCUCACGGAGAUGUUUGGCGAUUGCGUCGGUCCACAGCGAAUCGUGGACACGAUCGCGAAGCACAAUGGUAACUUGGACGCGUGCAUCGAAGCCCUCUUAAAUAAUGAUGAAGAAGCGACUAGAAAGGACAAACCACCGCCACCAGCGAGUUCGGUACCGGUGGCCACAGACUAUCAGAAUGGACCCGACUCCUCGACAGGCGCCAGAAGGAAAACCACUGGUCCAGCGCUUGCUAAGAAUCAGCAGGAAGAAAACAUUACAGCAAGCUUUGCUUCUUUGCUGCAGAAAGGAAGCUUCCCGGUGCAGCAGGCGGGUAGCACGGGUAACCUGCAUGCACCACGGCUUCAAGGGAAGCAUCCCCCACCGAACCUACCGAACAAUUUCUCCUCGAUCAUUGAAAUGGUAUCACAAGGACAACGAGUUAUGGUGCUUAUGCGUGGUGCCCCUGGCAGUGGCAAAUCACACCUAUCGCGCCUGCUUAUCGAUCGUACAUCGGCCGGUGAUUAUCGGAAUCACAUUAUCAGCGCGGACGAUUACUUCUUGGUGAAUGGUGUAUACAAGUUUCAACCGGAUGCUCUCGAUAAUGCUCACCAGUUUACGCAACGUAGCGUACUGGCGAAAGCACGGGAGGGUUGGAGUCCCAUCGUUGUGGACAACACCAAUAUACGACUCUGGGAGAUGUUCCCGUACGUACAGAUCGCAGCCGAUCAUGGCUACUACUUAGACAUCCUCGAGCCAACAACGCACUGGCGCAACAACAGUCGCAGCCUUGCCAUACGGAACACGCAUGGUGUACCGGAACCGAAAAUCAAGCAAAUGCUGCUAAACUUCGAGAAGCUCACGAACGUCCAGGAAUUGUAUCGAUUGUGCAAGCUCGAACACACACUCUACAUUCCACCGAAAAUGCGUCACUAUCCCAUACUGCCGAGCGAUUUGGAUGUACCCAAGACAACGCAAAACGAAGCCCACCAAACGCCCACCAAAUUCACUAACCCGAAACCCUCGGUACCGAGAUGGGAUGACGAUUGGUCAUUGAUGAGGGAUGCGAAAGAUGCAAAGGAAGAUGAGAAAUCUAUGAAUGGGCCGCCGACACCGUCGAUAAUGGAGGUUGAUUUGGCUAAAAUGCCGCUUCCAAAGCCACCACGUGCAGCAGAUCCACAUACACCAUAUCGGCACGAACCGAUGGCUUUACAAGGUGCAGCAGGCGCUGCCUCCAAUCACUCCGCCACCCGUGGGUCAUCGCUGGAGGAGGAUAACUUCUCUUGGGAUUUUACCGAGGAUUGGCGCGUAAUGGACAACUGGAAGCCAUACGAUAAAGAGAGCACUCAAUUUUGGGGACAACCAGAACCAUCCGUCACGCCAGUACGUGAUCGAGGGAAAGAAUCUCCUCAAGCGACGACGUUGUUAUUCGGCGCGCCACAACCGAUGCGACCCAGAAAGGGUGAAAGCGAAACGCGACCGCACAGUACAAGCGAUGGAUUUUCAACAAAAAAACAUAACACCACCCCUGAGAAGACUGGGCUGAACCGUCACAAGCGAGGAUGUCCGAAUGAAAAUGCCAGUUUCUCCGAAAUUUGUGCCCUUUAUCCGAAGGUACCAGAGGCCUAUCUAUGGGAUCUGUUCGAAAAGUGCAGCGGUGAUGGUGAUUGGGUAGCGAACCUGUUGCUCGAAGAGCAAAAGCUGGAAAAUUUUGAAAGUGUCUCUCAAACUGAUCCGAGUGAAGGCGAAGAUGUGGCAGGGGCACUACAGCAACUCGAGUGUAACUGCCAUGAACCCUCGCAGCCAAUGAAAGGCGAACCGAUCAUUGACUCGUCGAAAAUGGGUUCCAUAGAAACAGUGGUUGAUAUUGAAACGGAUCGAUCUUCAACACCGGAUAGGGGACGAUUGCUACAGCAGCAAUCACCCAGGGAAACGAUUCGCCGUGGGCAGGAAGGCCGCGAGGCGGCUAAGAAAGAGUUAGAAGCACGAGUUGUGCUCGGGAAUGAACACUUCUCGGAGCACAUCCGCAAAAUCCGCCUGGGGAAGGGGAUUGUAGCAGAGCAGAUUGCCGAUUCGCCGACGGACGAGAUGGAAGUCGAUGUUGGAGAUGGUAAGGGAACCGACAGUGAGGUCGUCGAGAUGCAGCUCGGUGUAGAGCUUGUGCAGCAAUUGCAUUCCAUCUUCAAGGACAAACACUGCCCCAAAUCCCUCGUGCUUGACAAUCUGGCCGCCGACCGUACUCGUGUUUUCAUGGCAACGGAAAUGGCGGAACAGUUGUAUCUGCUGUUCCUCGAUUCGAUGUACAGCUUCACGCAGGAGGAGAAACUCUCCAACAUGCGUCAGGAUGCGCGCAUGGCCCGGUUGAUGGAAACGAAGGAAAAGUAUCCGGCACUUUUCAAACCACAAGACCCAUCGGCUAUUCCGAGCUUGCGUGACAUUAUCGAAAUGGAGGAAGCGUUGGCCGCCUAUCAGAAGGAGACCAGUGAAACCAUGCAAAAGGCCAUUCCAAAAGAUCUCGCUUAUCAGAUGUCUCAGCAAAAGCUUAAAGAAAUGUUCCCUCAAGUGGACUCGAACGAUCUGCUACAGAUAUUGGCCGCACACAAUAACCGCUUCGAUGAAACUGUCCAAGUGGUGAACGCAUCCAUUCCCGAGCAAGUGCGCCGGCAGAUGCAAGAGAAAGAACAGCUACUCAAGGAACGUGCCGAGAGUGAAAAGCAAAAGCUGAUUGAACUUUUUGAGUCGCCAGAUUUGGUCUCCCCGGUACCAAGUUCCUCGAGCCUCGCUGGCGAGGAAGCCAUCAACUUUCACCUUAUUACCGCCGAAGAGUGCCGUAACUUGUCCCAACAUCAUCGCGAUCUGAGAAACGAGUGUCACGAAAAGGCACGACUUGCCAUCCAGCGCGGUGUACCGGGAUUAGCCGAUUACUACUCGCAGAUCGCUCGUUUGCACCGGACCAAGAUCGACAUGUACGAUACUCGAGCUUCAAACUGCAUUAUGGAGGUGCACAAGUUAAAGCUCAAUAAUGCCAAUGUCCUUGAUCUGCACUAUCUCCACUCGCAAGAAGCUCUUCGGUGUCUGGAGCUCUUUUUAGCCGACCAUGCUUCGAAGCUGCUCAAAUCACAGCAACGCUUCCGUACACUCUACAUCAUAACGGGACGCGGAUUGCAUUCGGCCGACGGUAAACCCAUCAUAAAACAGCGCGUUCAAGCGUUGCUUCGCACGAAAAACAUACGGUAUACCGAGCUCAAUCCUGGUUAUCUCAAGAUUAAGCUCUACAACCGUGAUGAUCUCGAGCAGCUUAUGGCCAUGGAGUAGCACUGCCGUCAAUACGUUCUCCGAGCAUGUUGGAUGACGGCACGCUCCUGCAGCAGGAAACGAAGGAAACGGAAUAAGAAGCGAACCAAGUGUACUUACCCGUCUCCGGACCAGACAAACGACGUACCUGACUAUAGGGCCAUAAUUUUAAAGAUGAAUGCGUUGCAAUCGAAGAUAUUCCUCGAUUCGUCCACCCCAACGGUGGAGGCCGUGGGAUCGGAAGCGUUUCGCGCUAGACAAUGAUUUUAUAGGUCGUAUAGUUCAAAGUGCAAACAGAGAAAGACAUUGCUGAAGAGCAAACUAUUUUGCUUUCUUUUGUAAAUAAAUAUUUUCUUUUUCCAAAAAUAAGGAGCUUUUCCAAAAAGCAAAAACCCAAGGCUACGCAGCGAUCAGACUAGUUUCUCCUUCUGCGCGGAUCCCGAACCCGGUUCCACAAAUUUUGCUUCUCGACCGUGUUGUUCAUAUCCCAGAGACGCUCUAGUGUACGAUUACGUUCCCGCUGGCCUUCGAGUGGAAAAUAGUGCACGGUUUUGGUCGAUAAGAUGCUCUCUUUACUUCGCACCGACCAGGCACUGUUGCACGGUUUAGUCUACCGCAGGACAGAAAGGAAAAUGAAUCCGGUGAUUAGUGAUAAAAAAAUGAGGCGCAUGGUUCGCUAUAUCAACGCAGUCGUACCGACAUGUCCGGAAGCUCUCUUAAUUGACGUUUAAUUUCAUCCAAAUCGCAAACUGAAUCCGCUUGAAGAUACUCCCUGUCUAGGUUUUGAAAACUUAUCGAAAAUUUUGACCAUUUCUUAUGCUCGCUAUAAAAGAGA